CAGAUAUUGCCACAAUUGACCAUAUAAGUGAUCAGUUCGCAAUGGGGAUAAAUGUUACCUUGAGCUGUGUUGCUGAUUCUAACCCACCAGCACAAUUCACUUGGUUACAUAAUGGACAAUCUGUCAGCAACUCAGCCUCAUUUUCUAUUAUUACAUCCCUGAAUCAUAUCGGAAACUAUACCUGUAUUGCAACUAACUCAUUUACUGGCUUGACGCGCACUGCAAACAAGACUCUUAUGAUCUAUGCGCCAGUGUCCAAACCGACCAUUGUCAACUCCAACAUUACUGCAGUGGAGACCAAGGACUUCUCAUUGACAUGCCAGGCUACAGGCCAAAUUCACGCUUACCAGUGGUUCAUAAACGGAGUUGCCCCAGCUGGUAGCAGGAUACAGCUGUCGCCAGAUAAGAGGACACUCACUCUCAGCAGGCUCACAAGAAGAGAUAACAAAGGGCCAUAUGAGUGUGAAAUCCGGAAUCCAUUUUCUAGCAAUAGGAGUGAUCCAUUCACACUGGAUGUUGCCUAUGGCCCAGAUAUUGCCACAAUUGACCAUAUAAGUGAUCAGUUCGCAACUGGGAUAAAUGUUACCUUGAGCUGUGUUGCUGAUUCUAACCCACCAGCACAAUUCACUUGGUUACAUAAUGGACAAUCUGUCAGCAACUCAGCCUCAUUUUCUAUUAUUACAUCCCUGAAUCAUAUCGGAAACUAUACCUGUAUUGCAACUAACUCAUUUACUGGCUUGACGCGCACUGCAAACAAGACUCUUAUGAUCUAUGCGCCACUGUCCAAACCUACCAUUCUCACCUCCAACAAUACUGCAGUGGAGACCAAAGACUUCUCAUUGACCUGCAAUGCUACAGGUCAAAUUCACGCUUACAAGUGGUUCAUAAACGGAGUUGCCCCAGCUGGUCGCAGGAUACAGCUGUCGCCAGAUAGGAGGACACUGACUCUCCGCAGUCUCACAAGAAGAGAUAACAAAGGGCCCUAUGUGUGUGAAAUCGAGAACCCAUUUUAUCGCAAUAGGAGUGAUCCAUUCACACUGGAUGUUGCCUGUGAGUAAAUUUGUUCAUCCUAU
Molecule: messenger RNA, 1073 nt
Organism: Monodelphis domestica (gray short-tailed opossum)
Lineage: Eukaryota; Metazoa; Chordata; Mammalia; Didelphimorphia; Didelphidae
Source: RefSeq, a predicted model, not a curated record